Molecule: messenger RNA, 2025 nt
Organism: Raphanus sativus (radish)
Lineage: Eukaryota; Viridiplantae; Streptophyta; Magnoliopsida; Brassicales; Brassicaceae
Product: IRK-interacting protein
Exons: 2
Coding region: 140-1858 (572 amino acids)
Source: RefSeq, a predicted model, not a curated record
UUCUUUGGAUUUUAACCCCCUCUCUCUCUCUCUCUCUCUCACACACACACACGCAGACAUCAUCCUCAUCACACACACCCUUUCCUUUCGCACUAUCGCAUUCACAACCUCUCUUCUUUCUUUCUAAUCUUCUUCUUCCAUGGCUUCUUCUGAAACAAGAAUGAACAAGGGAAGAGAAAAAGAAGAAGCCAUAGCAAACGGUGUGAAGAUGAGGGCACUUCAAGCUGGUCUUAUGCAGAAGUCAAGCCCUUCCUCUACUUACAGUAGCAGAAUCCCUUCUUCAUCUUCUCCAGCUUCUCGUCCUCUCCCCAACCUCUCUGCUCAUGACUAUCCCGUUUUCACUCCUAGCUAUGAAGAUGAGCCUGUAUCUGCAUUUCAUCACAAGAAUCUCACAUUAUCCGAGACCUGGGAUGAAUCUGGUGUUGGUUUAAUAGAAGGAGACGAAGAUCAAGAUUUGAGACAUACUUAUCACUCCGAUUCUUACAAAACUUCAACUUCAAGAAAGACUUUAACCCCUCAGCAAGAUUCCCAUGUUUACACCAUGUCAGACGCUCUCAGAUCCCCACCACCGCCGUUGCAUUUUUAUACAACCGGUAGAAGAAGUAACUGCGGUGGCUCGGUUGACUUUAGAUCGGUCUCUUCUUGCAAUGAGUACAACAACAGACAAAGAGGUUUCGAUACCAAGAGCUUGAAGAGCUCUAAUCUCGUCGUGCCCUUGACGGAUUCUCACUCCGUUGUGGUUUCUUCUCAGACAAGAAACCGUGGAGGUAGAGUGAUGUCUUGGUUGUUCCCCAAGCUAAAGAGGAAGCAGAAGAGUAAUUCAAUCUUUAACUCCCCUAGUAGAACCGAGAGAUCAGAAGAAGUCGUCUCUGAGGUGUUGAAAGACUCUGGUGGUUCUGGUGUUGACAAGUUGAAGAGAGAGUUGAUGGAAGCGAACAGAAGCAGAGACGCUGCGUUGACACAAGUCGAAGAGAUGAAAUCUUCUUUGGGAGAGUUCAGCGAGAAGCUUCAGUACUUGGAAAGUUACUGCGACGGUUUAAAGAAAGCUUUGAGACAAGCAACUGAAGUAGUGUCUCAAGACAAAGCUGUAGUGAAGAAGACGAAGAACUCAGAGAUGCCAGUGAGUGAAGAGGUGAUGGUCGAAGGGUUCUUGCAGAUCGUGUCCGAAUCAAGACUAUCGAUAAAGCAGUUCUUGAAAACAUUAGUCACAGAGAUGGAGGAAGAAGACUCGGCUCUUAUUGGUAACAUCAACGCUCUCCUCCAACCUUACAACUUAUCAUUCACCUCCAAGUACUCCAAGAUCAUCCAAUACCACUUGGAAGCGAUCAUAAGCCAAACUAUAUACCAAGACUUCGAGAACUGCGUCUUCCAGAAGAACGGUACACCGAAACUACUCGAUCCAGAGCAAGAACGCCAAGCUAAAUUCUCGUCGUUUGCUUCCUUGAGAAACUUGAGCUGGAACGAGGUAUUGAAAAAGGGCACGAAAUACUACAGCGAGGAGUUCAGUAGUUUCUGCGACGAGAAGAUGAGUUUGAUCAUCGCAACGUUGAAGUGGACAAGACCUUGGUCUGAACAAAUGCUCCAAGCGUUCUUUGUCGCUGCGAAAUGUGUAUGGUUGCUUCAUUUGCUUGCCUUCUCGUUUAAACCGGCGUUAGGGAUCUUGAGGGUGGAAGAGAACAGAGUGUUUGAGUCGAGUUAUAUGGAAGAUAUGGGUGGAGGGGAUCGAGACAGCAGGACGCAGAGAUCAGCAGCUUCACGUGGACAAGGGAGGGUUAAGGUUAUGGUGAUGCCAGGGUUUUAUAUUCAAGAUAGGGUUUUAAGAUGUAAGGUUCUUUGCAGGUACAAGUCACUAGGCUAAAGAGAGUGUGGCACGCACGCUAUGUAAUUUUUUCUGUAGCUUUAUCUAUUGAGUUUCGUCUUAAAUCUUUAGGAGGCAGAUUUUCCUUUUUUCUUUUUUUUUUUAGGAGUCAGAUUUUUCUUAAGUUACGUUAAGAGGAAACCGUGGGAAAAGUUGCGGCUGGAAAA